Messenger RNA from Brassica napus (rape), 1029 nucleotides. Its product is annotated as mitogen-activated protein kinase kinase kinase YODA-like. NCBI's taxonomy places the organism in Eukaryota, Viridiplantae, Streptophyta, Magnoliopsida, Brassicales, Brassicaceae. Gene Ontology annotation, biological process: protein phosphorylation. The record is from RefSeq and is marked provisional. Gene Ontology annotation, molecular function: ATP binding; protein kinase activity.
AUGGAGUGGGUUCGUGGAGAAACAAUCGGAUACGGCACGUUUUCCACUGUCAGUCUAGCGACGCCGUCUAAUAUCAAAGGCUCCGGCGAGUACCCGUCACUCAUGGCAGUCAAAUCUUCUAACUCUUACGGCGGAAUCGCGAACGAGAAGUCGGUGUUGGAUUCACUUGGCGACUGCCCUGAGAUCGUACGAUGUUUCGGCGAAGAUCAAACGGUGGAGAAAGGCGAGAAGCUGCAUAACUUGCUACUCGAGUACGCUUCGAGAGGAAGCUUAGCGUCUCAGCUAAAGAAACUUAACGGUGAGGGUUUACCGGAAACCACCGUGCGCCGCCACACAGGAUCCGUGCUCAGAGGGUUACGUCGCAUUCACUCUAAAGGGUUCGCUCACUGCGAUAUAAAACUCGAGAAUAUUCUGUUAUUCGGCGACGGCGCCGUUAAAAUUGCGGAUUUCGGAUUGGCGAGAGAUUUAACGGCGUCAAAAGAAGGCGUGGAGAUACGAGGGACGCCGUUAUAUAUGGCGCCGGAAUCCGUUAACUAUAACGAGUACGGAGCAGCUGCUGACGUGUGGGCGUUAGGAUGCGCCGUAGUUGAGAUGUUUAGCGGCGAAACGGCGUGGAGUGUUGAAGAAGGGUCGCACUUCAUGUCGUUUUUGUUACGAAUCGGUGUCGGCGAGGAGUUGCCGAGGGUUCCAGAAGAGUUGUCGGAGGAAGGAAAAGACUUCUUGUCGAAGUGUUUCGUUAAAGAUCCCGAGAAAAGAUGGACGGUUGAGAUGCUUUUGAACCAUCCGUUCGUGGCCGUUGAUUGUGAAGAUGAUGAUUAUGAUCAACGAGACGAGUUAUGUUUGAAGGGGAAGGACAAAGUAUCGAAGUCACCGAGAUGCCCGUUCGGAUUUCCUGACUGGGAAUCUAUGUCGUCCGAGUCAGAGAUUCAAUAUCAGCCGUUGGAUUCUCCGGUGGAGAGAUUUGCGAGCCUGGUUAGUGAAUCGAUACCUAAUUGGUCUGUCUCCGAAGGCUGGGUCACCGUACGGUGA